This is a messenger RNA of Podarcis muralis (Common wall lizard), 6049 nucleotides long. It is a transcript of the gene TSGA10, whose product is annotated as testis specific 10. Lineage: Eukaryota; Metazoa; Chordata; Lepidosauria; Squamata; Lacertidae. The record is from RefSeq and is a predicted model, not a curated record.
CCAGGGAGGGACGUCCAUUGUGCCAAGCGGGUGGGGGAGUUAACAAGCGCUCAGGGCGUCCUGAGGAGAAUAAUCAGAGGGGGUCUUGAGAGAGACGCGGACAUUAACUUCCUCCCACUCCCCCCCCCCCGCAAUUAUUAUUGAUUUUUUGCUGUGGGGGCGGGCAUGACAGCUGCCUGGCUGUCACCCCCCCUUCCUCACUAGGUGAACCCGCCCGUCACGCGCCCCACGCCGCGCGGCCGUUGAGGUGAAGCAGGAGGCGGGGGAUUGUUGCCUCCGAGGCGUCGUCGCUUACGCUGGCCGCUCAUUGGUCCGCCGGGAUUGAGAGGGAAAAGGAGGCGAAGGAGCGGGCGAGGCUGAGGAAGCUGAGUGGAGGAGCGGCCGAGUGAGAGAGAGAGAGUGGGGGGAAAGGCAGGAAUAUUAGCUUAGUUUAGCUGCCGUCAUGAGCUCUAGGAAAUACCCCGGGCCCGGGCGCAGGAGGAGAAGAGAAAUUCUUUCCAAGAGGUUGACAACAAGAGAAGAGCUUGUGUUAGGUUGUCCAUUUUCUGAAAGUGAGAGAGCUUCAAAAUCAGAAGACAGCAUUAGGAAAGACAAAAUCAUCCAACAACUGCAAUCAGAGGUUGAAGAACUGCGAACAAAAAAUAUUGAGUUGGAGAAGUAUGUUACAAAAAUACUUGAUAGUAAGAAAGAAGUAACAACUCAAGUGGGUGACUUGACAAGUAAGAAUGAAUAUCUCUGUAAAGAACUCGCUCAUGUAGACAAGUUAGCAGAACAGCUGGAAAAAGAAAAAGAAUUUGUAUUGGAUAGUGCAGACCAGGAAAUUGCAGAAGCCAAGUCUCAGAUUAAAUGCCAACAAAAUACUAUACGGAAAUUGGAACAUAAAAUCAGCGCCCUUAGCUCUCCUUCCUCAAACAUUGAAAUAUCACAGGAGAGGCGUCCCUCAAGGCUUGACAAUACUACCAAGUCAGCAGAAGAAGACAGAUAUCAGUUGAAGAAAAUGCUUCGAAAUACGUCAAGUCCUAGGCGCAGCUCCUCUCAUUCUGUUUCAAAGGAGCUUUCCCCCAUCCGGGGAUGUAAAUCUGAUCCAGAAUUUCAGCAAAUGUUGAGAGACCGUGAUGAAUAUAAGACAAUGCUGGAAAGAUAUGAACGUCACAUGGCAGAAGUUCAAGGCAACAUCAAGGUUCUCACAGCAGAAAGAGACAAAGUUAUUCAACUUUAUGAUCAGGCCCAGGAAGAAAUAAGUCAACUGCGAAAAGAAGCUAUGAAAGUCCCGAAAGCAUCCAAAACUGCGAUGACUGCACAGGCUGUUUUGAGGCGUGUGGAAACAGAAAGGGAUGCAGCUAUUUCUGAUUUCCGAAGGAUGUCCACUGAACGAGAUAGCUUGAGAGAGAGGUUAAAGAUUGCUCAAGAGACUGCAUUUAAUGAAAAAGCUCACCUGGAACAGAGAGUUGAGGAACUGGAGUUAAAUGUUCAGAGUCUUGACAAUGAGCGAUUAGAUCAAACAUCAAAGAUGGCUUUAAUGAAGGAGACAAUCGAGUCUCUAGAAAUGGAGAUGAAAAUAUUGGCAAAAAGAGCAGUAGAUUUUGAAAGUGAGCUAAGCAGGCAAAAAGCAACUAAUGCUUCACUGAGCAUUAUGAAUGAAAAAAUGGAGCAUAACAUUGCAGAGGCCCAACGACAACUCUCAAAGAAAAAAUAUGAAUUACAGCUCAUUCAAGAUAAAAUUACGUGUCUAGAUGAAAAAAAUGAAAAGCUUUCAAAACAAAAUCUUGUCCAACAAGAAGAUAUUUGUACACUCAAUGACACAAUAACUGAACUAGAUACAGAAAAGGAUUCUUUACAUGAGCUUCUGGAAGAGAAAGCAGAUAAAGUUGCCUCCCUUGAAGAAAGCUUGGCCCUUAAAGAAAAGACCAUUUCAGAUUUGAAGUGCCUACUUUCUGAUAUGGAGAAAUCAACAAAGCAUUCUACUGAAGCACUCUGCAGGUGUGAACAGGAUAUUACCAAACUACAUCAACUUUUGGAUGAAUCUAAUAAUGAACUUGCUCAGACGAGUGAAGAGAAAGAAGGAUUAAUUCGGGAGAAUGAUAAUCUACAAAAACAGCUUUAUGGCUUUAAGGAGGAGAAUCAGAUUCUGCAUCACAAACUCAGUGAAUGUCAGAAUGAACUUGAUAAUCUGAAGGCGAAAACUGAAGAUUGGCAUACAGAUAUUUCCAGACUGAAGAGCAUGCUGAAAUCUAAAGAAAAGGAGAAUCAAGAGCUUUUGGAUAACUACCACAGGGCCAAUGAGCAAGCAGAAAAGUGGGAAUCCAAGUUCCAACAAAUGGAAGCAAACUGUAGCUCUGUCCAACUGGAGCUCCUCAGUGCAGAAUCUGAGAGCCGCAGACUAAAAGAACGAACAGAGGCUCUUGAAACAGAGAUUGGGCACCAAUUAGCAGCAGAAAAAGCCCACAAGUCACAGAUUUCUACAUUAGGUAAGUCUCUUUUGAAAAUGGAGGAGGACCUCCAUGACGUGCAACUGGAGAAAGUUUCUGUACUGUCAGAGUUGGCAUCUACUCGGGAACUCUGCAUAAAAUUGGACACUAGCAAAGAGUUAUUAGCCCGGCAACUAAGCAACACAACACAGGAAAUAGAACGGCUGCAAAAUGAAUGGGAAUCGUCUCACUCUGAAACCGAACUCCUCAAAAAACAACUCACUAAUGAAAGAAUUUCAAUUAAAAACCUAGAAACAUUGUUAGCAUCCAACCGUGAAAAGGAAUAUCAAUCUCAGAUGAUAAGCCAAGAAAAAGAGUCUGAAAUUCAGCUUCUUAAAGAGCAGCUUUCGCUGGCUGAAAACAAGAUUGCUACCCAGAGUCGAGAUUUUUCACAGCUCAAAAAUACAAUAACUCAAUUGGAGUCUGAGUUAGAUAUCACCAAAAGGCAGCUGGGUACAGAACGCUUUGAAAGAGAGCGUGCUGUCCAAGAGCUUCGCCGCCAGAGUCUGGGAGCUCCAUACCAAUUAACUUCUACAAUAAGGACAUCAUCACCUGAACGUUCUCGGCACCGGUCUUCUGACAAGUCUCUGGACAGAUCUUCGGAAUGGGAUUCUAUUUUGAAGAACUUCUAACUGAAGAAGAUAAUGAAAAAAAGUCUGAUAUCUAUUAUUAGAAAUGCAAAUGCCAAAUUGAACUCAGGUUUACUAAAAUGAUUGUUUUAAUCCAGUUGAUGGUGGAUAAGGUUCAGAAUACUUCUUAAAAGAAGGAGUGUGCACACACAAAUAUUUUAUUUUAGCCACUGGAAAAUAAGUUUUAAUAUGCUGUUUUAUGCAACCAAUAUCCACUCUUAGUACAUGAAACUGCAAAGAAAUGUGAAGAUGACUUCAGCUGCAUGCUGUCAAAGAAACAUUAUUAAGGAACCUAUCGCUGUAAAGAUGAAAACAGAAAACAGUUUAUCCUUUCUUUUAUCUGUUGUAGCUUGAUUGUAUGCCUGCUAAGUUACGACACAUUUUCACUUCAGGAGGAAAGACAUUUUUAAGAUGAAUUAUAUUUAAUAUAUGUGGUUUAAUUUUGACUACAAAUCUGAUGUUAAAUUAAUUAGUGGCUUGGAUCCUAACUUCCAUUCUGUGAAGAGCAUUCACAUUCACUGAACAGAGCUCUACAACCUCCUUACAGAAAAUCUGGUUCUGGAGAUUGCGGGACCCAUAGGAAACGGGUCAGAUAUAGUAUGGCAGGGCUGCAGAUGGGGGGGGGGGAGUUUAUGGCAAUCACACUCAUCCCUUGGGUGAAGAGAAAAGUAACUUAGGAUUCAAUCCAAAGUAUCAAAAAGCAAUUUGUUUUUAAAGUUAAACAAACAACAAUCUACUUAUAGAAAUAAUAGUGUCAGCUCCUAGUUCAUAUAUAUCCAUUAACAGCGAUGUGCUGGCUCUGUAGCUAUAUAACCCAUUCUAAGCAUUAAGUAUUUUGGGGAGACAGCAUGUCUUCAUCAGGCUGUAACUGGGUAACAUGUUUAAAUUCUGAAUAAUGUCACAGUGUCUAAGAAAGUGUAUUUGUAGUGGCCAUUAAAUAUGUCAUUUGUAAAUAAUAAAAACCCCGUUAACACUUGUUUUAAUUUGCAGUUUACAAAAAUACAUACUGACAAUAACACAUACUCAGCUAUGAAAAUUACAUUAUUUAAAGUACAGCCAUUGCAAAUGGUAUUUAACACUCUAUAGAACAUUCAUUUAAUAAGAAUUUUUCCAAUUUUUCCUUAUUAGAAGCCACUUGUUUUAUUAUAAUGAAACACAAUUCCUUAUUCAGUGCAGCUGAAAAAGAUAGUUUUCAGUAGUCCUUUCUUUUGUGUGCUAAGCCAAUUUCUAAUUAUGUUUCAUCUAAGUGCUUGUUUGUUUUUUUGAGAUGAUGGACAUAAAACGAUUAAGCCCUUUUCAGUAUUGUUUCCAUCUCCAAAAGCUUUACAGAACUUUAAAUCCUAAAAAUGUAUUGAAACCUCCCUCACCCCAUCAUUUUAAAGCUACAUAUGCAAGUAUGUGUAACAAGAUGGAUUUAUAAACUUUAUAUAGAAAUAUAUUAACUCUGAAAAACUUCCCCAGCAGCUUUAUUAUUCAACACAUUUCAUUCCUUCCUACCAGUUACGACUCAGGGGAAAGUCAAAUUUUAAUUUUAAUUGUAAAAUGUUCCUUGCAAGCACAUAACAAAGAAAAAUUAAAGCUAGUGUUUAUAGAAUUGUAAGGGCAUGCCCAAAGAUUCCAGUUUGACCCCUCAAUUGAAAAACCUAUCUUUGUAGUACCACUUAAGCAACAAAAUUGCUGUAUCAUAGUGCUUUUGAGAUUCCUCCUGACUUUACUAAAAUAUUACCUUUCUAGACCCUAUAGGUUUCCUGCUUCUCUGCAACUAAUCUUACUUUGUAAUAUGUGAAACUGAAUCCUUGUUCUGAAAUCGUCAUCACUUUAAAGGGGAAGGAAAAGGGAAGAGCCAAAAGAUAUCAAAUAACUCCUUUCUAGAGAGGUAACAAUUCUCACUCUUCUUGUAAUCCUUUGGGUGAAGAACCAGUGAACUGAGAAUUCAUCAUUCCUUGCUUCUUAUUGAUGAUGUUUUCAUUUAUCAGUCUUCUCGACAUCCAAAAAGGAAACAGAUGUGUCGUUGUAUUCAAAUCAGUGCUGAACCAAUGGUUUCCUCCACUUCUGUUAUUCUGAGCAUUAUAUUACUUGCCUUUGCUUAAUUCUCUGAAUGUUAUAAGAAUGACAUUUAUUCUAUAAGAUAAAUUCAUAAAAUUUGGACACUGUUUGUAACAGACUUUAUUGUAUAUACCUGUGCAAAUGAAUGCGUGAAUCAAACCUAAGGUAAGAUUCUCUGUUAUCAAAACUUCACUCACCACUUUUUUUAUCAGCAUAAAGGUGCCAGGUUUGAGACUAAAUAUGGGGGAAAAACCUUUUUCCAAGAGUCAAUAUUUAGAAAGCAGAAUAUACAACGGUCAAUAUGAGCAACUUGCAAGUAUAUGUAUAACCAAGGUGUUAAUUGCUAUAAUCCCCUCCCCACAAACUAACUUCUCCCAAUACUUCUUUGGCACAGAAAGAAGUGAAUCAGAUAGCAUGUGUGUGCAUACAAGAAAACUUGAUUUGUGUAUAACUGUUUUUAUUUAGUGUAAUCAUUACAUUGGCAUUUAAGUGCAACUAGUUCCCCCCAAAAAAAACAGGUAGAAAAGUUUGCUGAACAGUAUGGCAUGAUGACAACUACAUUGUCUUCGGAGUCUUCCUGUUAAAUAAUAAAUUCAAUGUAAUACUGGCCUGGUUCACACAUAACAGGAAACCAUGGUUUCUUACCAUAUGAACAAGCUGCAGUAAGCCUUGGACUUAAGUGCUACUCCUCUCUCAAUAUAUUUUCAGAUUCUGAUUUGUUCUCACUGACAAGUUUAAACAAACCACUUACCCAACUUUGGACAAAACGAGGCUGGAGAGGCUGCAUAAUUCUAUGGGAUAACUCAUGGUUAAUUCAGUAUUACGUGUAAAUCAGACCAUGGGUCUUUUUCUGCAGGUUUACAAUUCCCUUGUUUCUUUUAAAACAAAUAAAUAAAUUGCACAACU